Phialemonium atrogriseum is the source of this 1331-nucleotide messenger RNA. RefSeq names its product DOT1-domain-containing protein. Gene Ontology annotation, biological process: regulation of transcription regulatory region DNA binding; DNA repair; subtelomeric heterochromatin formation. The record is from RefSeq and is a predicted model, not a curated record. The transcript has 2 exons. Gene Ontology annotation, molecular function: histone binding; histone H3K79 methyltransferase activity. Bases 13 to 1050 code for a protein of 345 amino acids. Gene Ontology annotation, cellular component: nucleus; nucleosome. NCBI's taxonomy places the organism in Eukaryota, Fungi, Ascomycota, Sordariomycetes, Cephalothecales, Cephalothecaceae.
GGUGGGGUGGAGAUGAUACACGCCGCCGACGUGGCGUCCCUGGAGCUCAGGUGCGAGCCGACGCUCGGGGUUGCGGCGGACGAUGUCGCCCUGGAACUGAGGUAUCCCGGGUCGCGGCAGCAGGAGAGAUACGAGCUUGUAUGGGGAAAGGACAAGAUCGACGCCGUCAAGGAUAUCAUGAAGGCAGUCAAUUUCGUCGCUUAUACAUAUCUAAGCGACCUGGAUGCUCGACCGUUUACCGAUCCGUCCACCGGGCUGUACCGACAGCUUGAAAGAGCAUCGAGCAAGAACGUUUGGGACGGGAAGGCGUUCAAGGCCGCCGUGGGCGAAUACAACAAACGGCUCUUGGCGCUGCAGGAGGACGGCACCAUUGCCAAGACCCUCGACGGCCUCCACGACCUCCCAAAUGACCUAGUCGCCUUCAUCCUCGGACAGGUGUACGAUCGGACCGUUGCACCCAAGGUUGAGCUUCUGGCCAAGUACGAGAACGGUUCCGACAACGUCUAUGGCGAGCUCCUCGCCCCUUUCGUCUCCGACAUACUCGUUGAAAAGAUAAAGAUGACGUCUGGCCAGGUCUUUGUCGAUCUCGGCUCGGGUGUCGGCAACGUGGUCCUGCAAGCGGCGCUGGAGAUCGGCUGCGAGAGCUGGGGCUGCGAGAUGAUGCAGAACGCAUGCGACCUUGCCGAGGCACAGCACAGAGAGUUUUCUGCCCGGUGUCAGCUCUGGGGCAUUGCGCCGGGCAAGGUCCAUCUCGAGCGGGGCGAUUUCCGAACAAACGACCGCAUACACGAAGCCCUCAAACGGGCCGAUGUCGUGUUGGUUAACAACCAGGCCUUCACGUCCCAGCUCAACGAUAACCUAGUAAGCAUGUUCCUGGACCUAAAGACGGGCUGCAAGGUUGUUUCCCUCAAGAGUUUCGUACACGACCACAAGAGCGCCUCGAAUGACGUGGCCACGAGCAUUCUCCAGGUCGAGAAUCUCACAUACCCUUCGGGGUAUGUCAGCUGGACAGGUGCUGCGGGGAGGUUCUGCAUCUCGACGAGGAAAUGAUGAGUCUUUCUAUGUAUGCUGUAUGACUGUUGGAUUAGCAUCGAGCCGGAUGAGAAAUGACAGGCGGCAGAUAACCAUGUUUUGUGUAGGAGUUAGGAUCAGGCAUUGGGGGUCAGGACCCUCGCAGGCUCUUGUUGCAUACAGCAUCUGUUUUGGCCAUGCAAGGGAAGCGGGCUGGGAAUGGUCGGUUCGUCGCGCUUUUGAGGGGGGUCAUGGAAAGAUGGAGGUGUUCUAGUUUCACAUACCUCUAUAGAGCAUAAAAAUUUGAUGCCAUAGCAAAC